AUGGGUGACGCCCCGCUGCCAGCGCCCCCAGUCCCCGGCCCGGCCUCCACCCCGGCCCCCGCCGCCCCCCGGGUCCCGUUCCACUGCAGUGAAUGCGGCAAGAGCUUCCGCUACCGCUCCGACCUGCGGCGCCACUUCGCUCGGCACACGGCGCUCAAGCCCCACGCGUGUCCCCGCUGCGGCAAGGGCUUCAAGCACAGCUUCAACCUGGCCAACCACCUGCGCUCCCACACCGGGGAGCGGCCCUACCGCUGCUCCGCCUGCCCCAAGGGCUUCCGCGACUCCACGGGCCUGCUGCACCACCAGGUCGUCCACACCGGCGAGAAGCCCUACUGCUGCCUGGUCUGCGAGCUCCGCUUUUCCUCGCGCUCCAGCCUGGGUCGCCACCUCAAGCGCCAGCACCGCGGGGUGCUCCCGUCCCCGCUGCAGCCCGGCGCGGGCCUGCCUGCUCUGAGCGCGCCUUGCUCGGUCUGCUGCAACGUGGGACCCUGCUCCGUGUGCGGGGGCGCGGCGGCCGGCGGUGCGGAGGGCCUGGAAGGGGCGGGAGCGGCCGGCUGGGGGCUGGCGGAGGCGGCUGCUGCGGCCGCCGCCUCCUUGCCGCCCUUUGCUUGCGGGGCGUGCGCGCGGCGCUUCGACCAGGGCCGGGAGCUGGCGGCCCACUGGGCCGCGCACACCGACGUGAAGCCCUUCAAGUGUCCGCGCUGCGAGCGCGACUUCAACGCGCCCGCGCUGCUGGAGCGGCACAAGCUGACGCACGACCUGCAGGGGCCCGGCGCGCCCUCGGUGCAGGCCUGGGCCUCGGGCGCCGGCGAGGGGGCCGCGGCCGGGGACGCACCGCCGCCACCGGCCAGGGACGGCGGGCUGCCCCUGGGCCCCCAGCGGGGCGGCGUGCCCGAGCUCGGGGGGCUCCCGGAGGCGGCGGCCGAGCCGUCCGAAGACACCCUGUACCAGUGCGAGUGCGGCACCUUCUUCGCGUCGGCCGCGGCCCUGGCCGGGCACCUGGAGGCGCACUCGGGCCCGGCCACUUACGGCUGCGGCCACUGCGGGGCGCUCUACGCGGCGCUGGCCGCCCUCGAGGAGCACCGGCGGGCCAGCCACGGCCAGGGCGACGGCGCCGGGGCGGAGGCGGCCCCGGAGGGCGAGCCCGCGGCGCCCGGGGAGCCCGCCUCGGGCUCGGGCCGCGGCGGGGGCAGCAAGCGGAUCUUUGGGUGCUCCGAGUGCGAGAAGCUGUUCCGCUCGCCGCGCGACCUGGAGCGGCACGUGCUGGUGCACACGGGCGAGAAGCCCUUCCCGUGCCUCGAGUGCGGAAAGUUCUUCCGCCACGAGUGCUACCUCAAGCGCCACCGGCUGCUGCACGGCAGCGAGCGCCCCUUCCCCUGCCACAUCUGUGGGAAGGGCUUCAUCACGCUCAGCAACCUCUCCCGGCACCUCAAACUGCACCGCGGCAUGGACUGACGGGCCGGCCCCGAGAGGGGCUUCGGCACCCCCACCCCGAGCCGGGGAGGCUGAGGACGAACACCCCUUGGCUGGGGUCCAAGGACACGCCGGGUGGGCGCGCCCGAGUCUGCAGAGACCUCACAUGCUGGACCUGGGUGGGAGCCAGGCGCCCCGCGACAGCGCCCUCCCACACACUACGACCAAGGGCCGACAUUCAACAGCCGUGCCCCGGAUCCCACUCCCGGGAGCUUCCACGGACCGAGCUGAGCUGCCCCCGCACCCCAGAAGAUGGGUACAGCCCAAAUCUGCCUUUCCCCCUCUCCGUUUCCUGAGCCCAGAGGACCAGGGUAGACGCCCCCGCCCCUAGUUCCCCCACCCCCGUGCGGAGCGCACGGCACGGCCGUCUCCUUCACCCGACACUAGACUAGACUGGGAUAGGCUGGGCCGACCCUGCCCUGUAGACGCACUGACCCAGACACACACACACCUGCCCCCAGUGUGGGAAGGCAGACACCCCUUUUCCGUAGUGGGUAGUGGGUGGGCCUUGUUCCCCGGCCUCCCGCAGUGAGUCGAGGGGAGCUGGCGGCCCUGCCCUCCUCAUGGCAAUGCCAGUCCUUCUCUCCCUUUCUGUUGGUUUGUCCGUCUCCGUGUCCCUCCCCACCCAAGGAGAAGGGGGUGCUGCCCUACCUGCCCCCUCACGGACCUCCACCUUGCCCCCGUGUUCCCAGGACCCCAAUAAACCUUGUCCUGUCGGUCACUG
This is a messenger RNA of Ochotona curzoniae (black-lipped pika), 2197 nucleotides long. RefSeq names its product FLT3 interacting zinc finger 1 (gene FIZ1). The record is from RefSeq and is a predicted model, not a curated record. The transcript has 2 exons. NCBI's taxonomy places the organism in Eukaryota, Metazoa, Chordata, Mammalia, Lagomorpha, Ochotonidae. Bases 1 to 1455 code for a protein of 484 amino acids.